Molecule: messenger RNA, 1086 nt
Organism: Aspergillus chevalieri
Lineage: Eukaryota; Fungi; Ascomycota; Eurotiomycetes; Eurotiales; Aspergillaceae
Gene: pex20
Product: protein pex20
Exons: 3
Coding region: 1-1086 (361 amino acids)
Source: RefSeq, a predicted model, not a curated record
AUGAGUGAUGCUCUUUGCGGGCCGUCAAAUGCGCUUCAGAACUUUCAGAAGCAUGCAUCUGUUGAUAGGACACUUCAACAAGAUAGGUUGAUCUCGCGGCAACCGCAAUCUCAAGGCUUCCGGUCGCAAAAUACAAAUGAAGGAUCCUUGGACCCUGAAUUCGCCGCGUUCGAGUCCAACCUCGCAGGACCAUCAGCGCCCCAGCUACACCAUGCAGGACCCUUCGCCGCCCCUGGUCCCUAUCAUCCAAUGCCCGGCCAUAUGGAAACUCCGAACUGGGCGUCAGACUUCCAACGGUUGCAGAUCUCGGGACCUUCACACCCAAUUCACCAACAACCUGGUCCAUCGAUGGCAGCGCAACAAGGAUGGCAGAACGAAUUUAUGGCUCAGCAACGACCGCAUCAGCCUCAACAGCAGCAGGCCCCCGGCCCGCAACACCACCAGCCCUACGGAUACGGGUUUCGACCAUCUUUUGCGCAAAACUAUUCUUUGAGCAGCGCCCAAAUGGAUAGCGCCCAAAUGGAUACUUUCCAGCCUCAGGAGACGGUGGAGAGUCAGCAGCCACAGGCAAAUGCUUUCGAUGAGUCGGCAUUUGAGGCGGCGUUUGAACAAGCUAAAGCCACCAUGGAAUUGGAAGAGACCAAUACCGCGCAGACCCAUGCCGAAAUUGUCAACGAAUCCGCUCAAUUCGAUCCCACUGUUCAACCAGAGACCCAUGAAGAAAUCAGGAUAGGGUCGGACACGAUUGCCCCCAAAGAAGAUACGCAAGGACGGCCAAACGAUGCGGAUGAGCUUGCUCGAACUGCUGGACAGCUGUUGAACAGCGUCAGCCACGAGACAAACGAAAAAUUUCAACAAAGCAACUUCCUUGCCUUAAUGCGCCGCAUUCGGGACCGAGAGGUCCAGAUUGAGGGAGAUGAAUUUCGCGAAACUGCGCAGUCCCUACAUCCUGGAGGCAAAUACUAUCCCCAAGAUAACAAGCAGCAACAGACACCAAGACCGGCAAGUCGAAAUGGCAAUGCGCACAUAAUUUCAAAUGGUACCAGUGAGUUCGAUCAGGCAGGAAGUUUAAACAUCUUGUCGUGA